GGCCAAGUUUAGCCGGCCAUCCCGGUGCCUAGAAACGAGCUCCGCCUCUCGCGUGCAGCUGCGCAUGGCCUAUUUCAUUCAUCCACUUCUUUCACCCUCUCUAUUUUUAAGUUGCUCGAGACUUGACAUCUCUGAGGUUGCUAGCAGAUCGCAUCAGAGAUAGCUAGCUCGCUCGAUCAUCCAAAACUAAACAAACAGAAGAGGAUCGGACGGGGGCCACCAUGCCGCAGUUUCGUAGUAGCCUCGUCGUCGCGCUGCUCCUGGCCGCCACGGCCGUGGCUGCCGUCGCCGUUGCAGGCAGCGGCAAGCCCGGGUUCGUCGUCACCGGCCGCGUCUACUGCGACAACUGCCGCGCCGGGUUCGAGACCAACGUCUCCCACAACAUCCAAGGCGCGACGGUGUCGAUGGAGUGCCGGCACUUCGAGACGCAGAAGCUGCACGACAAGGCGGAGGCGACGACGGACGCCGGCGGGUGGUACCGGAUGGACAUCGGUGACGACCACCAGGACGAGAUCUGCGAGGUGAUGCUGCUCAAGAGCCCCGAGGCGGACUGCGCCGAGGUGGAGCGCUUCCGCGACCGCUCCCGCGUCCCGCUCACCCGGAACAACGGCAUGGAGAUGGGCGGCGUCCGCUACGCCAACCCCAUCGCCUUCUUCCGGAAGGAGCCGCUCCAGAACUGCGGCGAGCUCCUCCGAGGAUACGACCUCUACAACGACACGUCCGAGAACCCCUAAUCUAAUUGAUGGACCACGCAUUCAUCAACAUCAAUUAUUCAUGGGUGGAUAAUGGAUAUUAGCAAACAGAUUUAAUUAAUUAAUUCCUUCUUAGAAAUAAAACACUAUUAGUAUUUUGCAUCUUGAUUUCCCUUGCAUUAUACUAUUGGUAGUUAUUAUCAACCGUACCGCUUUUAGUAGACUACUCUUGUACUAAUAACCUUACACAGACAGAAAAGGAUGGAACAAGUAUGUUGCAGAAUUAUUCUUGAUCUUGA
Panicum virgatum (switchgrass) is the source of this 991-nucleotide messenger RNA. RefSeq names its product major pollen allergen Lol p 11-like. Lineage: Eukaryota; Viridiplantae; Streptophyta; Magnoliopsida; Poales; Poaceae. The coding region runs from base 222 to 734 and encodes 170 amino acids. The transcript is spliced from 2 exons. The record is from RefSeq and is a predicted model, not a curated record.